AUGGCGGCGGCGCGCAAGCUCGUGGAGCUCUUCUACGACGUGGUGUCGCCCUACUCGUGGUUCGGCUUCGAGGUGCUGUGCCGGUACCAGCAUGUCUGGAACAUUGACCUGCGUUUGCGUCCAGCUUUUCUGGGUGGCAUAAUACACGCGACUGGUAACAAGGCCCCAGGAUUGUUGCCAAAGCGUGGUGAAUAUAUGCUGAAGGAUAUAGAAAGGAUGGGAAAAUAUUACCAAGUCCCUAUAAAAGUUUCAGCAGAACACCUUCAACGUUUACUUGGUAAAGUCCCACUCUCUCUUGGUGCCAUGCGUUUUCUCACAGCCAUUGAUAUGACACAACCCCAGUUUUUGGAACCUGUAUCUAGAGAAUUCUGGAUACGCUUUUGGUCACAGCAUGAAGAUAUCAACCAGCCAGCAAGUAUAUUGGCUGUUGCAGCACAAGCUGGGCUACCAUCAGAGCAAGCCCAAAAGCUUCUUGAAAUGGUUUCAUCCCCUGCAGUGAAGGACCGUCUAAGAGCAACAACAGAUGAUGCAAUGAAAUAUGGGGCUUUUGGGAUGCCUGCUACUGUGGUACAUCUUAAUGGAGAACAGCAUCACUUUUUUGGCAGUGAUCGUAUAGAGCUGCUGGGAAGUAUUAUAGGAGAAAAAUGGCUGGGACCAGUUCCUUCUCUUCCAAGCUCCAAGAUGUGAGACGUCCAAGGGAAAAACAUAAGGAGAAAUAAAUGUAUAUUGUGUGUUUGUGU
Messenger RNA from Nothoprocta perdicaria, 740 nucleotides. It is a transcript of the gene GSTK1, whose product is annotated as glutathione S-transferase kappa 1. The record is from RefSeq and is a predicted model, not a curated record. Gene Ontology annotation, molecular function: glutathione peroxidase activity; glutathione transferase activity. The transcript has 8 exons. NCBI's taxonomy places the organism in Eukaryota, Metazoa, Chordata, Aves, Tinamiformes, Tinamidae. Gene Ontology annotation, biological process: glutathione metabolic process. Gene Ontology annotation, cellular component: peroxisome; mitochondrion. Bases 1 to 687 code for a protein of 228 amino acids.